Molecule: messenger RNA, 3372 nt
Organism: Podospora pseudocomata
Lineage: Eukaryota; Fungi; Ascomycota; Sordariomycetes; Sordariales; Podosporaceae
Exons: 1
Coding region: 1-3372 (1123 amino acids)
Source: RefSeq, a predicted model, not a curated record
AUGGCUACCGUCCACAACACUGCCACGCCUGCAGCGGCGACGGCAGCCACCGACAACAACAACAACAACAACAACAAAAACACCAACAGCCUCGAAUAUGACCUCUUAAUCAUCACCGACGCCACAGCCUCCAUGACCACCUUCCUUGUCUCCCUCCACUCCUCCCUCCAGUCCAUCAUCCGCAUCUCCACCCUCACCGGCGCCUUCUCCCGCAUCGGGGUGCUCGCCUACCGCGACCACGACUGCGUCGAGUGGUCGGCCGAGAAACAUGCCUACGUCAACGACCACGUGAGGGUCACCGAGUUCAGUGGGUGGUUCGGCCAAGACCAGGACAAGAAAGACCUCCUCGGGUGGGUUCAACGUCUUAAGGUCCAAGGGGGCUACUCCACGCCGGAGGCGGGCAAGACGGGGGCGCACUGGGCGUGCGAAGUCAUGGGGAGAGAUGCCAGGGAAGGGGUCAAGAGGGAGACGGUGGUGAUUUGGUAUGCGGAUGAGUCGCCCCACUUGAGGAUAUUGGAUAACAAGGCUUGGGAGCUGGAGCAGGCGGCGUUGGGGAAGGUGGAGGGCGGGGAGAAGUUCAAGGAUUGGGUCUCGGCUUGUGAGCAACUCAGGCGUAGCGGGGCGCAGGUGUUUUGUGUGACGGCGAGGACGUUCAAGAACAAGUGCAGGGUGGACCAGAGCCGGGCUGGGCUGGGGGUGGCGGCCAUGUAUUCGUUCUUGUCGCAGGUCACGGGUGGGAGGUGCUUCAGUUUUGACACUUUGUCGCCCAGGGCGGAAGAUAUUUCGCAGCUGACGGUGGGAAUUUUGCUUGGUUGGCUGGGUGCUGUCACGGAGAAGAAGGGGCAGGGGGGUGAUCGGAAGCUGGUCUACUUGAACCAGUAUGGGACGCUGAAGGGCAUCGAGACGGUGGAGUCUGAGACGGAUAUCAACGGAAACAGGUGGCUUCCUGUUUCCGCGAACAAGGACGUUACCGAGGCUCUCAGGUGCAAUCUCACGAAUGCCUGGGUCAGUGAGAGCGACAUCGCCAAGAUUGUCGAUGUCCGGAACGGUGGAGCGGUCCAGGACUUUGCAAAGAGAUACAUGGAUGACGAAGAAUACCGGACCCUGGUGUGUGCUCAGCUGCAGGAGAUCAUCGAGACAGAUGUGACCGUCAUGGCCCUCAAUCCUGUGUUCGGCACUCUAUGGAGAUCAGUCUGCAACGACCGGUCCAACCCCGUCAGAGACGGACUUAUCACCAAGUUUGGUUUCCACGUUGAUAGGAUACCCGAUGCCGAGCAAAAGUCGCGGAUGAAGAACUGGCUGGAGGAGUCGUACGACAUGAAGGGCGAAAUUGUCAGCAUCAUCAGAGAAGUUGGAGAUGGUGAAAAGUACCCCUGCGUGUUUCUCGAUCCAACGCUCAGGUUCGCCGGCAAGAGCGAGAACGACGACGACAGCCGAGAUAUGGUCUUUACUCGGGACGAGCUACUCGAGAUUGGUCGAUCUUGCGAUUACAGGAUUCUGCGCCGACUUGGAAAGGUCCUGACCCGGCUCACGUUUGUGGCUUCCAAAGACGACCUCCCAGCCCAUGUCCAAGAUCUGGGCGAAGCUGAGCUCCCCCGGAUUCCGCUCGCUUUGGCCAAGGCGGAGCGCAAGAGGAUGUUUUGGAGAAUUUUGCUGCAUACUGUGCUGCCUGGUACCAUGCUGGCCCUCCGUCCGGCCGCCCUGGUCGCUGCUCUCACAUUGAGGAUGGGGAUCAAGGCACUGGAAGAGGCAGCAUUUACUGAGCUCUCCCUCAUGAAGGACAACUGGAACACUCUUGAUAUUCCCGAGACGUGGAACUCCAACUGUCUUAACCUUUUGCUCGAGGCCAACAAGAAGCGCCCAGGUGCAGUCCUCAGCAAGGAGGAUGCCGAACUCUUUGAGGGCUUGGUGAGCUACAAGCUUCUGGAGAUGAAUCUCGACACCAUCGUUCCUACCAAAAUAGGAUGGACGCCCGAGAAGGCACGCGCUCACAUGGGCCCUGUGGCUGUCUGCAAGUCUUGCCAGUUUCCUCGCUCCGUCACCAUCAUGGGCGACGAGGGAAUCUGUGGUCUGUGCCACAGCGCCAGGGAAGAUACCGACAGGGGGCGCGCCCAUCGAAUGGUACACGAUAACAUCUCCAAGGACGACAAUGGCGCCACCGAGAUCAGCUGGGUGGAAUGUUCCAUGAACGACUGCCGGGCCCAGUAUGUGGUCUACUUCCCCAACCAGCUCAACGUACGGCCUAAAUGCUGGUUCUGUCGGCAGAGGAGCUUUGUCUCGAAGUCAGAUUCCAAGUACGAUCAACUGACCACUGCGCCGUGCGUCAGCUGUUCGAUUUGUGCCAACAGGGUGAUAUGGCCUGCCGAGUACCGGCCUGAUGGCUUCGAUGAGAGCUCAUUCAUCUGCGCUCCCUGCGAAGGUGGCAAAAAGAAUCGUAUCGAGGAGGAGGAGCUCAGCAUUCGGACGCUCGCCAACGAGAACGGCAAGGGUUGGCUCGUCAAGAAUGACGACGAUAUGAUCCCGGCUAACGUCGUCUUCGGUGGCAGGUCGGUGUUCUUUAUCGUUUCCAAUUUGGCCCACGGAAGAGAGCACUUUGCGGACAAGGUGCAGGUCUUGCCCGCUUCUGACAAGGUGGCUUUGAAGGCCCGAGGCAAGAAGGUGCACAAUGUUGAUGAGCUUGUCAAGGCCGUGAAGGGAUGGGUCGACUCGCGCCGGGUCCAGGCUGGAACUUGCUCUCUCUGCUUCAGCGACCACAAGAAGAAGGAUCUCCGUUUGGCCUGCGGUCGGAAGGGAUGUGGCGAGCUGAUCUGCGGCGAUUGUGCUGACUCGUGGUACGGCAUCAAUCGAGUCGGCAAGAUCAUCAACGUCGCUGCUCUCAGCUGCCCGUUCUGCCGCAGACAGCCUUCGACGAAGGUCAAGUUGCCGGAGGGUGUGAGAUACUUGGAGGGGCUAAAGAAUGCAGUCGAGGAGGCCGGCAGCUGGAUCUUCGCCUGGUGUUCCUCCUGCAGCUCAGCCAAGAGGUACAUGGAAAGGGUUUGUGCCGCCGGAGCACCAGUCGACGUCGAGAACUGGAAGUGCGAGGACUGCACACUCACAGCCGAAGUGUUUGACUUCAAGCCAUGUCCAGGGUGUGGUGUAGGGACACAAAAGACUUCUGGAUGUGAUCACAUGACGUGUGUUGUCAGUGGUUGCAAUACGCAUUGGUGCUUCAAGUGUGGCGAGGAGGUGGAUCGCCAUGAGAUUUACAACCACAUGUCGGAGGAGCACGGCGGAUGGUACAAUGGAAGGGAAUAUGAGGAUUAUGAUGAUGAGGAAGACGAUGAGGUUAUGGAGGAUGUUGUGGAGAGGGUAGCAGCGGUUGCCAUAGAUUGA